This is a messenger RNA of Fusarium verticillioides 7600, 1709 nucleotides long. RefSeq lists its product as hypothetical. NCBI's taxonomy places the organism in Eukaryota, Fungi, Ascomycota, Sordariomycetes, Hypocreales, Nectriaceae. The transcript is spliced from 2 exons. The coding region runs from base 222 to 1526 and encodes 434 amino acids. The record is from RefSeq and is a predicted model, not a curated record.
AGACGACGUUAACACGAACUGAUAAAACACAAAAAGACCACGCAUUGACUACGAACUACUAAUUCAUUGACAUACUCAGUACCGCUUCUCGUCUUGUAUAUAAAGUUCAAAAACCUCAACUAUACUGACCUUUUGGCAAACCCACGAAUUGAGCAUUCUUACAAGUUUACUACUUAGAGAUCAAGAACAGAUUCAACCUAGUCACGUCAGGAUUGGGAGAAAUGGGUUCGAUGGGCAAGGUUGCUUUGCCAGAACAUUGGACAGAGUUGAGCGCGGCCCGAGUGCACAGGCAACAAUGCGCCGACGAAGUGGAUGCCAUCAAGAAGGCGUGUCUAUCAGAAUGCGAAAAAGCAAGCGUGGUGGAAUGCGAAAAGUGUUUCCCCAAGGUCCUUGACAGGAUGCGUGCUCGAUACUGCGAUGCUGAGGGCAGAGAGUGGUUCUCAGAGCGAAGAGCAUUUCUGAACGAACUGGACGUCAUGUUUGCAGAUGUCAAAGAUCACAAGAAGAUCGACCUCACGUCGAUCGAAGACAGUAUCGCAUCGGAAAAAGAGGCAUGGUACCGCUGGGUGCUACGCAUGUAUCCGCAGUUCCUCUCAGUAGGAGAAGGCGGGGCAGAUCAAGACGAGCUGCGAGCAAUGCUAGACGAUCCGGUUAAGCGCUGGGAAGAGCUCACUGAGAGGAUAUGGGAGGGCGUUGGCAAGCCAGCUAACUGGGAAGCCGACGUGGACUCACUUACCGAUCAAAUCACAGCAGCCAAAAACGACGCAGCAUCGUUGAAACAGAUCUAUAUCGAUUUCUUCUUCAAGGAUUCGCAAACGGGAGAGGUGGUGGAAAAUGCGCAGCAAUACCUCGAAGCAUAUGUGGCCAGCGACGCGAUGUCCAUUGAGCAAGUCAUUGAUCGGAUCUCACAAGAUCACAAAGCGAGCCUUACGACGGAACCGCAACGUGAGCAUCACAAAAACCGACUGGAUGAGCUGCGCAGAGCAAAGAUGGCAUUUGAGCAGAACAGGCUUCAGAAUAAGACUCGAGCCCAAGCAAGCCAGACGCCCGCUGUUUCCCAGGACUUAUAUAACCUACCACCAUGUGCGGUUUGUGCGGCUACAGUGGACUCCAAGGAUGUUCUCUCAUGCUCGGUGUGCCAAGCACUUGCCCACAUGGGUGGCACGAGGGAACUGACAGUUUGGUGCUCGGAUGAAUGCUUCGAAAGGGGUGUCGGCGACCACAACGAAUUGGAGCACGACUGCGAGAGCGGAGAUAGAUGUGUGCAGUAUGAGGAUGAAGACAUCGAAAUGCAGGACUGGACUAGUACCGCCGUGGCGUGCAAGGAAUGCAUUGAUCAAAAGAGGGAUACCAUAUACUGUUCGAUAGGAUGCGCAGCAUCCAAUCUUGCGAAGCACAGACACGAAAGACAUGGACUUAAGACGGCUGCGUAUGAGAUUAAGAAGCUGGCAGUGCCGCUAUGGGAAAUCGUGGAAAAGACUCUGAAGGAGGCAAACCCGGGGCUGAAGUAUACAGUGGUUGAAUGAGGGUAUGUGUGUAUGUAUAUGUGCUGUAUUAUUAUUUGGGCGUUAGCAUAUGCUUUGAUAGGCGAGUCAGAGAGCGAGAGAGAGCGCGGGCUGAAGUCCAUUUUCCUACAUUUUUUCGGUUCUUCUUUGUUCUGUUUUUCUGGAACAUGACUCCAAAUACAAUACUCACUCUCACUGGCUGUA